Rhizophagus irregularis DAOM 181602=DAOM 197198 is the source of this 1641-nucleotide messenger RNA. The record is from RefSeq and is a predicted model, not a curated record. Lineage: Eukaryota; Fungi; Glomeromycota; Glomeromycetes; Glomerales; Glomeraceae.
UAAAAUAAUAAAAAUCAAUCGUCAACUUAUUUUUUUUUAAUAUAAUAAUGUCUCAUAAUUCUUCUCAGGAUAACUUACCUUUUGUAUUAGAUAAUGAAGAAAAUGAAGAGUUUGAAGAGUCUAUAUCUCUUCAAGUAACUUCUCACAAACAGAAACAUAAAAAGUAUUUACCCGAAGAAGAGAAUGAACCUUCAAACACUGGUGAUUUGGCACCAUUAUUAUCUAAUUCUUCACGAGACUCCAUAGCACCAGAUUCAAAUAGUAUAUUAGUUUUAGAAAAUGGAGAUACCUUAAGAAUGCCAAAGGAUGGCGGUUCAUUUUUUGAAAGCUUUUUAAAUAUGGCAAAUAGUAUUAUAGGAGCUGGUAUUAUAGGACUGCCGUUCGCAUUUCGUGAGUCUGGUGUAUUUGCCGGUGUUAUUCUUUUAAUAGGACUCACGGUUUUGGUAGAUUGGACGAUACGACUUUUGAUCUAUAAUGCUAAAUUAUCAGGACGAAACUCAUAUCAAGAGGUUAUGCAAUUUUGUUUUGGAAAGAGUGGACUGAUAAUAAUAUCCGGAUUUCAAUUUGUAUUUGCAUUUGGAGGAAUGUGUGCAUUCUGUGUUGUUAUAGGUGACACAAUUCCUCACGUCAUUGCAUCGCUAUUUCCCGCCAUAAUAAAGAUCCCGGUUCUUAAUCUUUUUACGGAUCGUUAUUUUGUUAUCAUGUUUUGUACUAUUUUCAUAUCAUAUCCAUUAUCUUUGUACCGAGAUAUUUCAAAGUUGUCUAAAGCAAGUGGAUUGGCUUUAGUAUCGAUGACUGUUAUAGUAACAUCUGUUGUAAUAGAGGCUCCUCAAGUUGAUCAAAAAUUAAGGGGUAGCAGUGAGGAAACUUGGACUUUUGUUCAACCACAAAUAUUUCAGUCAAUUGGUAUAAUUAGUUUUGCUUUUGUUUGUCAUCACAACAGUUUGUUGAUUUUCGAUUCAUUGCGUAAACCCACGUUGAAUCGAUUUGCGGCAGUAACACACUUAUCUACGGGAAUAUCAAUGCUAGCAUGUUUACUGGUAGCUUUGGUCGGAUAUCUGGUGUUUACUGAUAAAACAGAAGGAAAUAUUUUAAACAAUUUUCCCAAAGAUAACGUUAUUAUAAACAUAGCAAGAUUUUGUUUCGGAUUCAAUAUGUUUACAACUUUACCAUUGGAAGCAUUUGUUUGCAGAGAGUCAAUUGAGAUAUAUUAUUUCUCAAAUGCACCAUUUUCAAUGAAACGACACGUGAUCUCGACUACUGUACUCGUUGUGUGUGCAAUGAUAGUGUCAUUGUUAACAAGUGAUUUAGGCAUUGUAUUAGAAUUGACAGGUGGAUGUUCAGCAACAGCAUUAGCUUAUAUUUUACCUCCUGUAUGUUUCCUUAAAUUGUCGUCAGGGAAAUGGUGGAGUAGGAAAAAACUACCAGCCGUAUUAUGUGUUGGGUUUGGAAUAGCUGUAAUGAUACUAAGUACCAUUUUAAGUAUAAUAAAAAUUUAUAAAAAUUUUUAAAGCACAAACGAAUUAUGAAUCUUUAAUAUAAUUAUUUAUGUUAAAAAAAAAAGUAUUAUUGAGAUAGAAAAUUUAAAUCAUAGAAUAUUUUAUAUAAUAAUUAUAAUUAGAUCAUUUAUAUACUUAUAUU